Messenger RNA from Jaminaea rosea, 2721 nucleotides. RefSeq lists its product as hypothetical. NCBI's taxonomy places the organism in Eukaryota, Fungi, Basidiomycota, Exobasidiomycetes, Microstromatales. The transcript is spliced from 8 exons. Gene Ontology annotation, molecular function: ATP binding; mismatched DNA binding; ATP-dependent DNA damage sensor activity. The coding region runs from base 138 to 2525 and encodes 795 amino acids. The record is from RefSeq and is a predicted model, not a curated record. Gene Ontology annotation, cellular component: nucleus. Gene Ontology annotation, biological process: chiasma assembly; mismatch repair.
CUGUCAAUAGUGACUGCGAAGAUGAUGGCGACAGCACAUCCACCCCCAUCGUCCUGAGCCUCCUUACCAGGGGUGCACACUUAGGAGCAGCCGUUUACGAAGAGGCCACAGGCAAACUCCUCCUUCUUGAAGAUUCGAUGCUCAAGGGCGCGCAUCUUGGCUUGCAACAGGAUCUCAUCGAUCGAACGCUCACGCCCGCCAUGGACGAGGGAGAACGGGCUCUCUCACCUCCUCUCAAGCUCCAUGAUGAUGGCUCUGAGCCCAGGCUGGGAGACUUGGCAACGAUGCUCCUCGAACAAUUCACGCCAGACACCAUCCUCCUGGGCUCGCAAUGCAGCGAUGCUGUGAAGAAGACGGUUCAGAAGCACAUCUCUACUAUCGGUGGCCGCCUCUAUAUUCGUCCUUCCAAGGAGUUCGACACCGCCACGGGCAAGAUGAGGCUUGGCCCUCGACUCAAGGGUUGCCCAGAUACGCCGCUCUCUCUCGCUGCCGCUGCGGCGCUUCUCGACAACCUGGUUCGUCUCUCCUCCAUUCGUAGUAACACCUCCGAUGACGGCGAUGGCCUCGACACCGGCGAAGAUGUCUCUUACGCCAAGAUCCGUACCGUCGACACCAUUUGUCUGGACGGCUGCAUGACAUUGAGUGCGGAGACGAGGGAAGCCCUUGCCAUCUCUCACCCUUCAUCCUCCUCAAGUGGCUAUGGCAACAAAGAGAGCCAAAGAGGCCUCACCCUCUUUGCAUUCCUCAAUAAUACGCGCACUCUUCUAUCCCCUGGCCUCAUGCGUCGCUGGUUCCUCUUUCCUUCGACAGACCUCAGCGUCCUCGCCGACCGGCAUAACGCCAUCGAAUGCUUCACGACUCCGUCCAACGAGGCCAUUGUCGAGUCUAUCAUCGAGCAGCUCAAAGGCAUCAAGAAUGUACCCAAGCUCGUCGACUCACUUCUUGCAGGGCACGCCUCGCUUAUCGCGUGGAAGAGCAUCGUUUCCUUCUGCUUGCGGGCGUUACACAUUCGAGAGCUGGCCAGUCAACUUGGCCCCAAUGGAGAUGGGGCUUAUCCGCAGCACAAGGUGGCCAUCGUGCAGCGCUGCCUGGCAGAAUUUGACGCUGCGACGUUGCAAGGUAUCGCCGAGUCCAUCGAGGCUACAAUUGAUUGGGAACAAAGUGCCAUUGAAGGGCGUGCGUGCGUGCAGGCGGGCAUCAACGACCAGCUCGAUGAAUGGAGAGAGAUCUACGCCGGCCUACCGAACCUUCUCAUCACCGUGGCCAAAAAGCUUCAAGAGAAGUACACCUUCGCUCAGUCGGGGCUUAUCAAUGUCGCCUACUUUCCGCAGCUAGGCUACCUCGCCGCCCUCCGCUUCACGGACACACUCAAGCUCCCCGAAUCAUUCGACGUCCCCGCCGGCUGGGCCUUUCAUUUCGCCUCGGAAAUCAGCGCCUACUACAAGUGUCCGGAGAUGAUUGAUCUCGACUCUCACCUCGGAGACGUCCACUCCUUCAUUGCCGAUCGAGAGAUUGAGGUCAUUCAUGAGCUCACGGAGAGCAUAGCAACAGGUGGAGCAGGACUGCUUGUGAAGGUGGCCGAGCUCUGCGCUGAGAUUGACUGUCUGCUCGCUUUUGCGAGGGCGGCUACAUUGUAUAACUACACGAGGCCGAGGAUGACGGAUGACGGGGUUUUCGACGUAAAGGGCGGGAGACAUCCGCUGCAGGAGCUUUGCGUUGACUCGUUCCAGGCGAAUGACACGAGGCUACGCGCGGCAGGAGGUGGUGAUGGUGCGCCGAGCAUGCAAAUUUUGACGGGGGCGAAUGGCUGCGGCAAGUCAGUGUACCUCAAACAGGUGGGGCUCAUCGCUUUUAUGGCGCAGAUCGGCUGCUAUGUACCCGCGGAGGCAGCCACCAUUGGCGUUGUUGAUCAGAUCCUCACCCGCAUUCACGCUCGCGAGACAAUUGCAAGGCGACAGAGCAGCUUCCUCACCGACGUCUCGCAGGUCUCGCAUGCUCUGCGCAGCGCCACGGCCCGCUCUCUGGUACUGCUCGACGAGUUCGGCAAGGGUACGAAGGCCACGGAUGGGGCUGCUCUCUUCGCUGCUACGGUCAGACAGCUACUUCUACCGUCGAUGAAUCAUGGAGCAAGACCGGGCAAACCGAGAUGCGUGGCGACAACACAUUUUCAGAAGUCUUCGACGAAGCCAUCCUACCUCGAAGGUUGGGCUACGAGCCCUGUUCAAUGGAGAUCGCUAUUCACACCCCAGCUCAAUCAAAGCAGGCUUCGCCCGGAGUCACGCCUGUGGCUAUGCCAGGCCCUGCGGCAGCAAGACCUCGCAAUGCGACCGGCUCCUCGCGUGGCUCUACGACAUCUUCCGCGUCCGGCCGACUCACCACCACAACCACCAGCCAGCCACAAUCCCCACUUGUCUUCCUCUUUCGGCUGCAACCUGGAGCAGCCUCACCAGACUCGCACGCACUGUACUGUGCAGCUCUCAGCGGCGUGCCAGAGGAACCUGUGCUACGUCGCGCCCGCUACGUGACCCGAGUCGCCGUGAUAGAAAGAGAUGUGGCCAAGCUGCAGUUUGAAGCGCUUGUCGCACCCACUCAUAAGGUCGACGAGGCUGCGAUGAGCCCUGAGCAGAAGGCGAAAAGGGCUGAGGCGAUUCUGAGGCGAUUUGUUGAGUGGGAUCUGAACGGGGAGAAGGUGAAACAGGGCAAGAAGCGCCGAGAUGACGG